UUCCGUCCAUUUCAGUUAUUCGUCACUACCACCUCUCUUUUUAACCGGGACAACAUGGCUACUGCGGCGAGCCGCUACUACAACGAGGACGGCAGGGCAACUAAAAGACAGAAAACCGACGGAAUGGCCACAGGAUACGAAGACCCACACAAGACCCUCCCCUCAGUGGUGGUUCAUGUCCGGGGGCUCGUGGAUGGCGUCACCGAGGCUGACCUUGUGGAGGCCCUGCAAGAGUUUGGAGCCAUCAGUUAUGUGGUGGUGAUGCCAAACAAGCGCCAGGCGCUGGUGGAGUAUGAGGACAUGAACGGUUCAUCCACAGCCGUAACCUACGCCGCAGACAACCAGGUGUACAUCGCCGGCCACCCAGCCUUCAUAAACUACUCCACCAGUAAGAAGAUCUCCAGACCGGGAGACUCAGACGAUUCCAGAAGUGUCAACAACGUCCUUCUGUUCACAAUCAUGAACCCCAUCUACCCCAUCACCACGGAUGUUCUUUACACCAUCUGCAACAACUGUGGGCCUGUCCAGAGAAUCGUCAUCUUCAGAAAGAACGGAGUCCAGGCAAUGGUUGAGUUUGAUUCCGUGCAAAGUGCUCAGCGGGCGAAAGCCUCGCUCAACGGAGCCGACAUCUACUCUGGCUGCUGUACUCUAAAGAUCGAGUACGCAAAGCCCACACGCCUGAACGUGUUCAAGAAUGACCAGGACACCUGGGACUACACAAACCCCAACCUGGGGGGGCCAGAUGGUGAUGCAGAUGGCAAUGGGAGCAGUGCAGAGGACAUGAACGCCAAUCCCAACAAGCGGCCGAGGCAGCCCGCUCUACUGGGGGACCACCCACCAGAGUACGGAGGCGGUUACCACGGCUACGAUGAAAACUAUGGCUCCCCACCCUACGAGGGUCGACGGAUGGGGCCUACCAUGAGGGGACGUGGAGGGAGAAGCUACGGGCCGAACUACGGACCUCCCCCACCCCCGCCGGGCGAGUACGGCGCCCACGCAGACUCGCCGGUCGUCAUGGUUUACGGGCUCGACCCGGUCAAGAUGAACGCAGACCGCGUCUUUAACAUCUUCUGUCUCUAUGGAAACGUAGAGAGGGUGAAGUUUAUGAAGAGUAAACCUGGAGCGUGCAUGGUGGAAAUGGGUGACUGCUAUGCGGUGGAUCGUGCCAUCACUCACCUCAACAACAACUUCCUGUUUGGCCAGAAGCUGAAUGUGUGCGUCUCAAAGCAGCAGGCCAUCGUUCCCGGUCAGAGCUAUGAGCUGGAAGACGGAUCGAGCAGCUUCAAAGACUUCCACGGCUCCAGGAACAACCGCUUCACCUCCCCCGAGCAGGCGGCCAAGAACCGCAUCCAGCACCCAAGCAACGUGUUGCACUUCUUCAACGCGCAGCCCGACGUCACAACAGAGAUCUUCUCUGAGAUUUGCGAGGAGAUUGGUGUGAAGAGUCCCGUUAAUGUCAAAAUGUUCACCGGAAAGAGCGGCGCUGCCCCCAGUGACCGCAGCGCGUCGGGUCUGUUGGAGUGGGAAUCCAUCAACGACGCUAUGGAAGCCCUGGCCCUGAUGAACCACUACCAGAUGAAGAACCCAGAGUCUGUUGUGUGCGUUCCAGCCGGUCCGUACCCGUACACCCUGAAGCUUUGCUUCUCCACUGUCCAGCACGCCAACUGAGGCCGUUUGAAUCGUGAGGAUGAAGUCUGGUCCGUCAUUCCCACGUUUUUCAUGACUGCUCACCGCAAAUGUAACUUUAAAACAAAAACCAUAAACUGAAGCAUUUCACUGUUCAGGAAAAAAUCCUUACGUGCGCGUUCAUGUUUGAUAUAAUGACUAGAAUAUAAACUAAAUUUUUGGUAUUUAUGCCCCACAAUGGUGUCAGUUCCAGAUUAUUGGACUGCAAGUUGUCUUUUACUUUGAUAUGAAGCUAAGCAGCAUGUUGGUUCUCUGCUGUUAUGAUCAGGUGGUUCUUGAGCAGCGGAACAGGAAGUUGUACUUUGAAAUUUUAUAUCUUGUUUUUCUUUCAUUUUAAGUGCUGCCUGUUCAGUUUUGUGUCUGUGUCCGAAGGUGGAGAAUUUUGUUCUAAGAAAAUAAACAAAUUAAAAAAUGGA
Molecule: messenger RNA, 2102 nt
Organism: Oryzias latipes (Japanese medaka)
Lineage: Eukaryota; Metazoa; Chordata; Actinopteri; Beloniformes; Adrianichthyidae
Product: heterogeneous nuclear ribonucleoprotein L
Biological process (GO): mRNA processing
Cellular component (GO): nucleus
Molecular function (GO): RNA binding
Source: RefSeq, a predicted model, not a curated record